Messenger RNA from Papilio machaon (common yellow swallowtail), 1322 nucleotides. Its product is annotated as allantoicase. The coding region runs from base 63 to 1178 and encodes 371 amino acids. Gene Ontology annotation, biological process: allantoin catabolic process. NCBI's taxonomy places the organism in Eukaryota, Metazoa, Arthropoda, Insecta, Lepidoptera, Papilionidae. The record is from RefSeq and is a predicted model, not a curated record. The transcript is spliced from 8 exons. Gene Ontology annotation, molecular function: allantoicase activity.
GUGCAUUUAGUGAUAUAUUCUGCUGAUUUUUAUUUACAAUUUUAAAUAUUGAUUUAUUAAAAAUGUUUGAACGUAUAAAACCAGGUUUUGUUGAAUUGAGUGAACUAGCAAGUGCUGGUGCAGGUGGUAAAGUCGUCUUUUCAACUGAUGACUUUUUCGCGACUUGCGAGAACAUGAUAUCAGACAGUGAGCCCGUAUUUAUAGAAGAUAAAUAUACCGAGUUCGGCAAAUGGAUGGACGGCUGGGAGACGAGGAGAAAACGCGUUGCGGGCCACGACUGGUGCAUACUCAAACUUGCUACCAAAUGUAUUAUCAAAGGUUUUCUUGUCGAUACGGCAUUUUUUACUGGUAACUAUGCGCCCAAGUAUUCAAUUCAGGCUGCUUGUUUAACACCAGAAGAGGAAUCUCUUUUACCACGAAGAAUUGAAGCAAUUGGAACAGCCUCAAGCGAAGAUGAUCUAGAACAAAUUGAAAAACUAGAAUCAGACAAAUGGGAAGAAAUAGUACCGAUUACCGCAUUGCAGCCAGGCUAUGAAGAAACAAGACAUAAUUACCAAAAGGUACUUAGUGACGAGGCAUGGACUCACAUUCGUGUGAACAUGUUCCCCGAUGGUGGUAUAGCCCGACUGCGCGUGUUCGGCGAGCCGCGGCCGGAACGACCUGCACUAACUGAUAUCGUAGACUUGGUGUCUGUCGUUAACGGAGGCUGUUGUGUUGGGUUCUCAAACGCUCACUUCGGUCACCCUAAGAACAUAAUAAAGCCGGGCAAGGGCAGAGCGAUGUCUGAUGGCUGGGAGACUGCGCGCAGACUCGACAGACCUAACAUCAUUGAAGCUAACGCAGAUGGAACUCUUAAAUUACAAGGAAAUGAAUGGGCCGUAUUUAAAUUAGGAUUCCCGGGAACAAUAAAGAAGAUUUGCGUGGACACAACACAUUUCAAAGGAAAUUUUCCAGACUCUGUGAAAUUUGAAGGUGUUUAUUUAGAUCUUUGUAAUUGGACUGAAUCAAAAGAGAUCCCUUGGCAAACAAUAUUAAAUUCAAGCAAGCUGUCAGCAAACAAGGAACAUUGGUACAAAGUUGAAUCAGAAAUCAUCACCCAUUUAAGAGUAACGAUAGCUCCCGAUGGCGGAUUGAGUAGAAUUAAAAUAUUCGGAUUGGUAGAGAAUUCGGAAUACUAAUUUAUUAACCUAGUUUAGGUAUUUACUAUUACUCAGUGUCGCUUAAUGGUACUUAAACGGUUCCUUAGAUUUUAUAUGAAAAAUCUACUCUAUCUUCCUUAGUAACCAUCAAGCAACUCUGGGUACGGUGUAUUUUAAAGUUAA